This is a messenger RNA of Aspergillus steynii IBT 23096, 664 nucleotides long. Its product is annotated as med21 domain-containing protein. The coding region runs from base 56 to 664 and encodes 202 amino acids. The transcript has 2 exons. Gene Ontology annotation, molecular function: transcription coregulator activity. The record is from RefSeq and is a predicted model, not a curated record. Gene Ontology annotation, biological process: regulation of transcription by RNA polymerase II. Gene Ontology annotation, cellular component: mediator complex. NCBI's taxonomy places the organism in Eukaryota, Fungi, Ascomycota, Eurotiomycetes, Eurotiales, Aspergillaceae.
UUUCUUUCUUCUUUCACUUCUCCUCCACACCACCUCACCAUCACCACUACUCCUAAUGGCAGACAUACUCACCCAACUCCAGACCUGUCUGGACCAACUAGCAACCCAAUUCUACGCCACCCUAGGCUACCUAACAACCUACCACGACAACUCGCCCGCCAUCCCACCACCAGGUAUCCCCACCGCCGCGCCCGCCCUCGCGCGCAUCCCCAAGAACUCAUCCCUGCCGCCCGCCCCCGCCGGCGCACCCGCAGGCGCCCAAGCCUCGCCUCCGCCCUCCCACACCGCGCAACCAGGCCAACCAGGAGGUCAACUAGGCGGGGAGCCCGGGGCCGUGACACCAGGCGGAACAGCGACAGGGGCAGGGGGGGAUCCGAACCUCCCUCCGGCGGCGGACUCGCCGCGGGUGUUUGCAGCGAGGCAGAGGGAGUUGGCGCGCGACUUGGUCAUCAAGGAGCAGCAGAUCGAGUAUUUGAUUUCGGUGCUGCCCGGGAUUGACUCGAGUGAGGAGCAGCAGGAGCGGCGGAUUAGGGAGCUGGAGAGGGAGUUGAGGGGGGUGGAGGAGGAGAGGGAGUUGAGGAUGAGGGAGUUGGGGCGGUUGAGGAGACGGUUGGAGGGGGUGUUGGGGGCGGUGGAUAGGGGUAUUUAUGGCGAUCGGGCUUGA